Molecule: messenger RNA, 1017 nt
Organism: Phoenix dactylifera (date palm)
Lineage: Eukaryota; Viridiplantae; Streptophyta; Magnoliopsida; Arecales; Arecaceae
Source: RefSeq, a predicted model, not a curated record
AUGACCCCUCGUGAGCAGGAGAUGUUGCAGAGCAGGUUCUCCAAGGUGGUGGACGUCCUAGAGGAAGAGUUAGAGGGGACCCGAGCUGAAUGGCGGAGCACCACAGUCAUCGUGAGGAGCUUGGGGAGGAAUAUUCUGGUAGACUGUGUAGUAAAGGAAAUCAAGCGAGUGGGACGCUUGGAUUACAAUGUGGAGUGCUUCCCGUUUAUGGAUGGUUUUAUUGCGGUCCGGUUUGCCAAGGAGGAAGAUCGCGAGGCCGCACUGAUGAAUGGCCCAUGGAUGGUGGCCGGACAACUCCUGGCAAUGGAUCGAUGGAGGCCUAACUUUAUUCCUGGUGUAAGGGGUGUCGACAGGGUGGUCGUUUGGCUUCGCUUGGUCUACUGGAGGAAGGAGACUAUCCUUAGAAUAGCCGCAAGAGCUAGUAACCCCUUGGCCUUGGAUGGAUUUACGAAGCAGGGGCAGCGAUAUGGCUUCGCCAGGGUGAAGAUAGAGCUGGAUUGUUCAAGCCCUCUCAAGCCGGGUACACUGGUGAGGGGGAGAUCAGGAGGUGUCGAGGAGCCUUUCUGGCAAGGUUUCAUCUACGAAAAUCUACUUGCUCCCUGUUCCAAGUGUGGUCGGAUAGGGCACUCGACGCCGAAGUGUGUCUGCUCCUCUCCGAUGGAUGGUGUGGCGAAGACGGCAGAGAUGCAAGGGAAAGGGAAGGUAGCUAUAGAGUCGGACUCCCUGGAGGACGGUGCGCAGAAGAACGGGGAAGGUGUUGCAUUGGAGGAGAUUCAGCGCCCUGUGACAGAGCUGAGCUCCGGAAAGCAGGUUGCGGGGGAAUCAAGCAAUAUUGGAGAAUCAAGGAACAUUGGAAGGGUUGAUGACAUAAGGAUGGAGCUAUAUGGUGGGCAGAUGGGGGGUACUGUGGUAGCAGCUGAAGAUAUAGUGGACUCCACGUGCCACUUGGCACAGACUGAACGUGGAGGGGAUCAUCACCGUAUCCUGGUUCAAAUGAUGGCAGCAGUGAAGGGGUGA